Messenger RNA from Synchiropus splendidus (mandarinfish), 1940 nucleotides. RefSeq names its product proteasome (prosome, macropain) assembly chaperone 4 (gene psmg4). The transcript is spliced from 3 exons. Bases 209 to 565 code for a protein of 118 amino acids. NCBI's taxonomy places the organism in Eukaryota, Metazoa, Chordata, Actinopteri, Syngnathiformes, Callionymidae. The record is from RefSeq and is a predicted model, not a curated record. Gene Ontology annotation, biological process: proteasome assembly.
UCGAGUUGGACGAUCUUCGGACCGGCGUCGACUUUCGAUGGUCGAUUGCUUCAGUCUGCUGCGCUGCUUCCUCUAAACGCGGAAGUUGCCGCUGUGUUGACGUGUGUCGGCGCAGUUUCUCUGGGCGCGCGUUGGUACCGAGCCCUGUCUGGAGGUUCCGCGGUACCGGGCCAGUUCCGCGCGUCCGGACCCAGUCGUCGUCGCGGUCAUGGACGAAAACGACGCCAUCUCCGUCUACAACUUCUCGGAAAAGAUUCUGGAGCAGACGGUCCAUUUCCACGUCAUGAGGCUGAGCGGCGGCUUCUUCCUCUGGCUCGGUUCCAGUCCGGUUCUGAGCAACCUGGCGGUGUCGAUGAGCGGCAAGUUUGACUCGAGCCCGUUGUCCACGCUGGUUCUGGGAGACCCGUCCGACACCGGCCCCACCUCUCUGGCCCAGCGACUGGCCAGGAAGACUGGGAAGCAGGUGUUCGUCAGCCACAGUCUGCCGCUCACGGACCCCAGCUUCGCUCUGCUGGUGGAGGAGCGCAUCAAGCGGGAGCUGCAGCUCCACCCGCAGCACUUCUGAGGCCAGAAGAAAUAGGCGUUUAUUAUCAAAACUCGCUGCAGCUGCUCGUUGUACAAAGGUUUGCUAUUAAAGAAAUAACAAUUGGUGGUGGGGCUCAGACCCGAGCAGACGAGUGCAGAUCCAAACGUGCUACAGAUGUGCAGGGACCUGGAGUGGGACGGGCUGCAGGACCCACUUUUUCUCUGGAGGUCUGGAGCCACCGACCGGACGGGACCCGGAGCCACCAGCCGUCUGGCUCAGCUGGAGCUGGACUCCUCUAGUUGACCGUCACGAACACGAGGAGAGGAAAGGAACCUUGUGCUUUCAGCCCAGAGCUGCAGGAAACAUCACGACCGCGGUGCGAGUCAGUGACGCGUCUUCGGCCCGCUGGACUCUCGACAUGUGCUGGGGACUGCCAGGGUCUCCGGUCGUCUCAGACCACCAUCAUUCACCCGCAAACGGCAGCCGCCGCCGCGGCUCGGCGCGACGGCUAAAGUCACAAAGACGUGUGCAACGUUUAGUGCAAAAGAAAGUUUGGGAUGCCGGUGGAGUUCUGUGGUCCCUUCGGGGCCGGAUCCUCCAGAACCAGUCGACAACCCAUCGGGGGCGGUGCUUGUGCCGAUGACACGCAGAUGUCUGUGUCCGAGGGUGGACGACGUCCCGAAGGCUGGUGUUGCAGAGCUGCACCUGGCCAGCAGGGGGCCACCCGGCCUCUUCAGCUCAUUCCUGGGUCCACCCACAGGUCCCUGUUAGUGGGGAGUCAUGGCGCAGUCCCUCGGCCGGCCAGCAGGGGGCAAGUCCUUCGGGACUCUACGGUCUUCGGCUACGCUAACGCUUGGUUCCCACUGUGAAGUUUAGCUCGAAGCUGAGGAUUUAACCAUCAACUCUGAGUGCGGCUCAUGACGCUUGCUGGUGUUUGUCCGGACCGAGCCCAUCCUCGCGCUGCUGGUGAACACUUGGGAAAGCGCCCGACUCCCGGAGCGACAAUUCAACGUACAAACCCACUUGUCGGCCGCGAGGUGCCGGCCUCUUGACGGCUUCAUCACCGGACUCGCUCCGGUUCCACUUGGCCGACUCUCCCCUCCUCCCCCCCCACAGUUUUCACAGUCCGUUGACAAGGGUUCGAUUCCCGAUGAUCUCCCCGCCGGUCGCCAGCGAGUAGGAGGCCGGCACCGCCGCCAGAGCGGUGGCCGCCGCCACUGUGGCGCCGCCCGUGGCGGAGAGGUGCAGUGGCGUGUCGUGGACGCGAGAGUAGUCCCUGUCGCUCUUGGCCAGCAGGAGGUGCUGUUCCCCCGGGUGCAGCAGCGUCUGGCGGGUGAAGGUCUCGCCGUCAGCCAGGGACUCGGGCAGCGGCUGCCCGCGCGGCUCCGGCAGCAGCAGCAGGCAGAUGAUGCAG